CUCAUUUUCCUGCUGCAGCAGCAGAUGACGUCACUGCUGCUUAACAAAACUUCAAACUAAUGCUCCAGCUAAGUGUGAUGCGGUGACCUGUUUCAGGGUCACGAGCCAGCCAUUGAGAACCAGCCCUUCACCAGUCCUCACAUGCACACUCGGUACAUUAACUACACGCACACACACACACACCUGAACUGGAACUGCACCCACAUUUAAUCUGGGCACAUUACACACGCGCACACGCGCCCUGUGGGUUGACGUCAAACCAGAGUGCUCCGUCCACGCGGAGGAAAACGACCAAGCGCGGAAGCAGGAGGAGCAGAAGACAAGAGGAGGAGCAGACACGCGGAAUCCUGCUCCUCCACCUCGCUGCUGCAUCCGAGACUCCGGAGGAGACUAGAGGAGGUGUCGCUGUCACGCGGAGCAUCAAGUUGUCGCCUCCUGAGAUUGUAUUCCGGGAUUGCGAGUCUCCUUCAAGUGACAGCUAGGAUGCUGCUGUUUUGACGGAAUAUUCUCUCAGGCGUGUGGAAUGGCCCCGUGAAGGCGCCAAACGUCGAUUUGGGAGGUUUGUUUUUCCUCAGACAACCUUUGUGUCUCACGGUUCUCCGUGAUGCGGCGGACGCUCCUCGCUCGGCGGCUGCCACCCGGACGCCUCGCUCGGUUCUGAUGAAGACUGAGUUCGAGCCACAUCAGGCGGAUUCCCAGCUCCCGCGACAAUGACCUCCAGCCGCGCUUCACCCCGCGCCCGAGAGAGAAGAAGCACUCGCCCCCGGUUCAUCGCGCACACGAGGACGUCGUCCCCCCCUCAGUCGCCGCGCUAACCUGCAUCGGAGCAGCCUUUGCAGCCGACAGCGAGCCAGCAAGCGGGGAUGGAGCUGUCCGAGGUCCGGUGCUCCAGCGCCAGCGAGGAGCUCUACACCAUCAACCGGACACCGAGCGGUAGCAGCAGCAGCGGCGGCAGCGCGCGCCCGAAGCGGCUGCUGUGGCAGAACGCGGUGCGGCACAUCACCGAGCAGCGGUUCAUCCACGAGCAGGGCGGCGGCGGGGGGCUGAAGGGUAUCGGGUCGGACGAGUACGACAGUCCGGGAUCGCGGAAACAGUCUGCGGGCCGGAGCUCGGUGGGUGACCGGCACAACAACGGCGGGACCAAAGUGUUCCCGGAGCGCGGCAGCAGCGACCUGGGCUUCCUGCAGAUCGACUGCGCGCCCAGCAACUCGGACUUCUUCCUGAACUGGGGGUACACCUACCGGGGGGUCAUCUUCCCCACGCUCCGGAACGCCUUCAAGUCGCGCGACCUGGAGCGCCUGUACCAGCGCUACUUUCUGGGCCAGAGGCGCAAGUCGGUGGUGGUGAUGAACAUCCUGGAUGUGGUGACCAAGCUGACCCUGUUGGUGCUGCAUCUGACAAUGGCCUCCUCCCCUAUGGACCCCAUCAAGGGCACGCUGCUGGGCUUCUUCACGGGCAUCGAGGUGGUCAUCUGUGCCUUAGUGGUGGUGCGGAAGGACACCACGUCGCACAGCUACCUGCAGUACAGCGGUGUGGUCACCUGGGUGGCCAUGGCCACACAGAUCCUGGCUGCGGGCUUGGGCUACGGGCUGCUGGGUGAUGGGGUGGGCUACGUGCUCUUCACCCUCUUCGCCACCUAUAGCAUGCUGCCGCUGCCGCUCACGUGGGCCAUCCUGGCCGGACUCUUCACCUGCGGCCUCCACGUCCUGGUGCAGCUGCUGCUGCCUGAGAACCUGCCGCUGUCCACCAACCAGGUUGCAGCGCAGACCGUCCUGUUCCUGUGCAUGAACACAGCCGGCAUCUUCAUCAGCUACCUGUCUGACCGCGCUCAGCGCCAGGCUUUUCUGGAGACGCGGCGCUGCAUCGAAGCCCGGCUGCGGCUGGAGACCGAGAACCAGAGACAGGAGAGGCUGGUGCUGUCGGUCCUGCCUAGGUUCGUGGUUCUGGAGAUGAUCAACGACAUGACAAACGUGGAAGACGAACAUCUGCAGCACCAGUUCCACCGGAUCUAUAUCCACCGCUACGAGAACGUCAGCAUUCUGUUCGCAGACGUCAAAGGCUUCACCAACUUGUCCACCACGCUGUCCGCCCAGGAACUGGUGCGCAUGCUCAACGAGCUGUUCGCCCGCUUCGACCGCCUCGCACACGAGCACCACUGCUUGCGGAUCAAGAUUCUGGGCGACUGCUACUACUGUGUCUCCGGUCUCCCUGAGCCGCGGCAGGACCACGCCCACUGCUGCGUGGAGAUGGGACUCAGCAUGAUCAAGACCAUCAGGUACGUGAGAUCUCGCACAAAACACGACAUCGACAUGAGAAUAGGAAUCCACUCGGGCUCGGUUCUGUGUGGCGUCCUCGGACUCAGGAAGUGGCAGUUUGAUGUUUGGUCCUGGGAUGUGGACAUCGCCAACAAGCUGGAGUCUGGAGGGAUUCCCGGGAGGAUCCACAUCUCUAAAGCGGCGCUGGACUGCCUGAAUGGUGACUACGAAGUGGAGGAAGGCCACGGGAAAGACCGGAAUGACUUCCUGCGGCGCCACAACAUCGAGACGUUCCUCAUCAAACAGCCGGAGGACAGCACGCUCACGCUGCCUGAGGACAUCAUGAUGCAGGCAGCCAGCUCGGCUGACCGGCGGGCCAGCAGCGCCACCUUCAACGAGGCAUCAUGGAGCCCCGAGCUGCCCUUCGACAACAUCGUGGGGAAGCAGAAUACUGUGGCUGCGCUCACCAGAAAUUCCAUAAAUCUUCUUCCCAACCACCUCGCUCAAGCGUUGCAUGUGAGCUCGGGCCCUGAGGAAAUAAACAAGCGAAUAGAGAACGCCAUCGACUUACGGAGUGGCGAUAAGUUGAGGAGAGAGAAUAUCGAACCCUUCUCACUGAUGCUUAAAGACUCCGGCCUGGAAGAGAAGUACUCACAGAUGAGGGACGAGGUCUUCAAGUCCAACCUGGUCUGCUCCUUCAUUGUGCUGGUCUUCAUCACCACCAUCCAGAGUCUGCUGCCAUCCGCCAGGAUGGUCACCAUGGUGAUCCAGUUCUCCAUCCUCAUCCUGCUCCACUCCUGCCUGGUCCUGGUCACGACGGCGGAGGACUACAAGUGUCUCCCCCUAGUGCUGCGGAAGACGUGCUGCUGGAUCAACGAGACCUACGCAGCUCGUAACGCCAUCGUUUUCGUGUCCAUCCUCAUUAACUUCCUGGCUGCCAUGAUCAACAUCCUGUGGUGCGACCCGGACACUUCGGCCAGCAGCAAGAACCAGACAUUAUACACAUCCACCUCAAUCCACGACAUCUGCUUCUACCCCGAGUACUUCGUGUUCACCGGCGUGCUGGCGAUGGUCACGUGUGCCGUCUUCCUGCGUCUCAACUCGGUGCUGAAGCUCGCCGUGCUGCUGGUGAUGAUCGCCGUGUACUCGCUGCUGACCGAGGCCUUCUACGCUUCGCUGUUUGUCCGCUACGACACCGUCCACCACAACACUCAGAACUUUCUUGGAACCAAAGAGACAUCGCUGCUCCUCAUGGCUGUGUUCCUCCUUGCCGUCUUCUACCAUGGCCAGCAGUUGGAGUACACGGCUCGGCUGGACUUCCUGUGGCGAGUCCAGGCCAAAGAGGAGAUCAACGAGAUGAAGGAGCUGCGAGAACACAACGAGAAUAUGCUGCGGAACAUCCUGCCCUCUCACGUGGCUCGACACUUCCUGGAGAAGGACAGAGACAAUGAGGAGUUGUACUCGCAGUCGUACGACGCGGUGGGUGUCAUGUUUGCCUCCAUCCCGGGUUUUGCGGAUUUCUACUCCCAGACAGAGAUGAACAACCAGGGAGUGGAGUGUCUGCGGCUGCUCAACGAGAUCAUCGCCGACUUCGAUGAGCUCCUCGGCGAAGAUCGCUUUCAAGACAUUGAGAAGAUCAAGACCAUCGGCAGCACCUACAUGGCAGUGUCCGGACUGUCCCCUGAGAAACAGCAAUGUGAAGAUAAGUGGGGUCACUUGUGCGCACUGGCAGACUUCGCCAUAGCCCUCAACGAAAGCAUCCAGGAGAUCAACAAACACUCCUUCAACAACUUUGAACUUCGGAUCGGGAUGGCCCACGGGUCGGUGGUGGCCGGUGUGAUCGGCGCUAAGAAGCCCCAGUACGACAUCUGGGGGAAGACGGUGAACUUGGCGAGCCGCAUGGACAGCACCGGCGUGAGCGGCAAGAUCCAGGUGCCAGAGGAAACCUACCUGAUCUUGAAGGACCGCGGCUUCGCCUUUGAAUACCGGGGCGAGAUCUACGUGAAGGGCAUCAGCGAGCAGGAGGGAAAAAUCCGGACGCACUUCCUUCUGGGGCGCAUGCAGCCGAACCCGCUCAUCCUGCAGCCACGCAAAAUCACGGGCCAGUACUCUCUGGCGGCCGUGGUCCUGGGUCUGGUGCAGUCGCUGAACCGGCAGAAGCAGAAGCAGAUCCUCAACGAGAGCAACAACUCGGGCAUCAUGAAGGGCCACCACCAUUACAACAGGAGGACGUUGUUAGGGCCCCCUGGACCCGACAGCGGUCAUCACGCCGAGGCGGCUGAUAAGACCGAACUGUCGUGAGGUCCGACCAUUUGAGGAAGGGAUGAAUGAACGAGACGUUUGAGGCCCUACGCAGCCCUAAAGUGCUUCCAAACGUGACGAUGAGUUUCGUUCCAGUUUGAACAGCCAACAAAGUCCAUUCUGCAGGGGGAAACUAUGGUGACACCUAGUGGUGAGCCAGAUGGCCGCAGGUUAUCAAGUCCCCUCCAUCACCUCCUCUUUGAGCCUCUGCCCCUCAGGGUCUUGAGGUCCACCGCAGUCCAAGCCAGUUGACCGGAGACUCAACAGCGGUUCCCUCAAUGUGAUCACGUGGUGAUGUGACUAUUUUACAGCACAAACGGACUCGUGUUUUUCGUGCUGAACGCGAACAACCUGAAGGCAGAGUCUUCAACAUGAGCGUGCCAGUGGUUGUGAGGAGCAGCCUGGGACGUGUCUGUGUGAGUGUUUACAUGAGCGUGAAAGAAAAAAGCACAAUGUGAUGAAGCGCCGGCUCUGCGAUGUCACUUCCUGUUCCAGUGCUGGAAUACGACCGCAGCUCCAGUCGCUCCUGUGUGAUUAUCGUGUGUUGUUGAGCAGCCUCAGCAGAUGACCUUCAUCCUUGAAGAACCUCAACUUGGUCCUGACGUGUGUAGUUCACUGAACAUCUGAACACAACCGUGGGAGCCACCUGCUGGCCGCCUUGCUGAACUACAAUCCAGACGGACGCAGCCAAAUCGACCACACUUUAAUCUCCCCAAGCUUCUUUGAGUGUUGAGGUGGAUGAAGGAGAGGAGCAGGAGGUGAUGGACGACUGUGAGGAUGGGGAAAAAGAGGAGGCGCUGGUGGAUGACUGUGAGGGUGAAGAAGGAGGAGGAGAGCACGUGUCUGUGAGCAGGACGAUUGCAACAUGUCGUGCGCCCCCUGCUGGUGUCAUCUUUCUUUUUGUAUUUCUUUUCUAUCUGAGACUGAAUAAACGUUUAAUUUUGUUAU
Molecule: messenger RNA, 5504 nt
Organism: Synchiropus splendidus (mandarinfish)
Lineage: Eukaryota; Metazoa; Chordata; Actinopteri; Syngnathiformes; Callionymidae
Gene: adcy8
Product: adenylate cyclase 8 (brain)
Exons: 18
Coding region: 864-4556 (1230 amino acids)
Biological process (GO): intracellular signal transduction; adenylate cyclase-activating G protein-coupled receptor signaling pathway; cAMP biosynthetic process
Cellular component (GO): plasma membrane
Molecular function (GO): adenylate cyclase activity
Source: RefSeq, a predicted model, not a curated record